UUCCUUUUAUGAAAUCAUGAGAGAAUGACACAGCAAGAUGUGGCCUUCAUUCUUUAUGCCCUUCUUCGCAAAAAGGUGAUGGGGCAUGGAAUCCUGACUGAAGAUGACACAAGACUUUUUAGACGUUUUAGAAGAAGACUUUAUUUGAAGGGCCAAAGAAGGCAGAUUUUUGAAAUAACAGGAUAUGUCCAGGAGCUUUUGCAGAGCAGACACACUGCACCUCAGAAAGAGCCCCGAUUGGGCCCUCACCUGCCAUCUGCAGCUGACUGGUCUAGUCCUCUGCAAGUCACAGCUGAUGGAUCCCGCCCAUCCGGACUCCAGCUCCCAGCCCUGGAGAGGGGAUUCCGCAGGGAGUCGCUGACUGAUAGCUGGUGCUGCAUCCUGAGCUUGCGCAGCUGCCUUGCCACUGUGACAGAGAGCAACACUGCCAGCUCAUUUGAAAGGCUGAGGACUGAACAGGCAUGGAGACGGAAUUGCUCUCUUAUUCCCAGAGGAUGCUCUCUACGCAUCAGAGCUGAGAAUUAUCGUGCAGGGACGAAAUAGAAAAAGUGUUUAUAAAGGAAGCACAUCCACCAUUGGACAAAAUUACAUAGCAAUUCUAUAGGUCCCAGCUGCAUGGAAAUGCUUUCAGAACAAAGACAUGAUCCCUUUGAAACUGAAACAAAGUCUUUUAGUGAUAGAAUUUCUGCUCCACAAUUUAUGAACGAAAUAUUUUAUAAUUGAAGGGCCUCUCUAAAGAUUUUCACUACCAUCUUUCUUGCCCCCAAGGGCUUCCAAAUUUCAUUGACAGCAAUAAAUCUUGUUUAGAAGUGUGCUACUUCUCUGUUUCAAAGAUGCACUGAAUAUUUUGCUGUUUAUGCAGUUCCUUGAAAUAACAGCAUAAUCAAGGAUCCAGAAAGUGAAGAUAUGUGGUGCUUUCUGAAAAGAACUUUUUGCAAUUUAUACAGUACCAUAAUAGAGGCUGCCUAUUCCAUUGCUUUAUUGGUAGAUAUUUGUAAUAAACAGAAAGAAAAUGCCUGUUGAAGCAAAUGAACCUGACCUCAUGGGGGGAAAAAAAGAACAUGGAAGAAAAAUAGUCCUGUAGCUUUCUAGAGACCUGAAUUUAGAAUGGAAUUUUCAAAGACGUUAGGUGCCCAAGUUCUGCUGAAAUUCAGUAAGAACUGGACUCCUGCCUUUCUUAAACGCCUUUGAAAAUCCAAGCUUUAAUCCCCGGCUCAAUCAAACUGUUGCAGGAGUGCUCUGUAGAUCUAUAUAUGUAAGUAGUUAAGGUGCUAAUAGAUCGUGCUCAGUAGGUAGUAGCAUAGUUCCUAAAGUUUAUAGGACCAGUAAAAUUUGUUGUGCUCUGCAAAGGCUGUUCUUUAUACCAUCUGUAAAAUGGGGCUAAUUAAACAUCCUUUUCUCACAGGGAUGUUUUGAGAAUAAAUUAAUUAAUGGCUGUGAGGUGUUCACAUUCUACCCUGAUAGAGGCCAUAGAAGUGCCUAAGUGGAUGGGCAAUACAAAGUUAAGUUGAUAUAACAAUGAAUCUAUGAAGUUUUAGAAAAUAUGAACAAAAAUACAGAAAUGGCACUGGUAUUAUUUCUAAGUUUUACUCUUGUUUUAUCACUGAGAAUGCAAGUGCUAUUCCGUUUGCAUAAGGAAGUCGUAAUGUUCUUCUGUUUGCCUCUGAUACCUGUGUGCUGCAUGCAUGGUUACUCUCUGUAUUAGGAUAAUAGGCAAGUAAGCCAAACAAGCUUCACCAAAGGCCUGGACUCACCUUUCUAAUACUAUAAGUAUGUCUAAACUGUAAUUAACGUGGGUUUUAGCCCAACCCCCACUACCAGCCACACAGAAAAACCUCUGCUCCUGAUUUGGAAGGGCUUUUAGCCCAAGCUAGCUUGUUUAUCUGAGGGUGUGGCUUAGAAUCUAAGCUCUGCUUUAACUCAGGCUGGAACCUGUUCACUUUGCAGUGAGGAUGCUGGCUUAAUCAUCCAGUGCCUUCCCAUAAUUUUCCUCAAAUCACAGACAUGUUCUCCCACAAUUGACUGGAAAAGAACCCUAGAGCCUCUCAGCACAAUGAAUCCUGGGCUAUGCCCCCAACACACACGGGUGAGUCACCUGCAGCAGCAUUGAGAUCACAAUGUAGGUAGAGCUUUGCUGGGAUGCUUACACCCUGGCUAAGCUAACUCAUUACUACCUGCCAAUGGCCCAGGUUAACUGGACAGGGUAGACAUAGCCUAUUUACUUGACUCUGAACAAGGGAUCUAGCUAACAUCUUGUAUAACCAUGUGUCAGAGGGUUCAGUGUCUGAACCUUGUAGCGUCUCCUGGUGGAGAGAGUUUGAGGCAGUAUGGCCAAGUGGUGAGAGUCAGUGGUUCUGGUGGUGGAGGAGCCCAGACCCUCCCUGCUCCAGUGGGUUCCAACCCAGGACCCAGUGACUGGCUGGUCAGGUAUGUGGCCUAAAGUGGACAUCCCUCCGUAAGCCUGCUCCCUAGGCCAGAGCCUCUGGCCCUGCAAAGUCACCGUAGAAUCUGCUUAUGGACUCAUCAAGUGUGUGGGAGGGGUUCUCCCUAGCAGUGAUCCAGAAACUCUUUUCCGUCAGGUGCAGCCACCCAUUCCCGGUCUCCAUGGGGGCCUUCUACUGCGUGGCAGCAAGGUCUGGUCCAGGCCGUGUGGAGCUUCCGUGGCCCCUCUGGAGCAGCUGAUAGCAUAAGACUGCUCCAUCACUCUGUCCACCCUGACUGCACUGGGCUGCUCCCUUUUGAGCUCUGCCUCCACUGGGAGCGUGCCUCAGAGGUGUGGUGGAGUGUGACAGUCUAGGCCCAGAGCUGCUUGUUAACCUUUGGUUCCCCGGUGUGGGGCUUGUAUGUCCCCCUCACACCAUGAAUCAAAGGAAUGUUGCUUGAUAAACCCUAGACAUGCUAUAGAAUCAUUAUGCUCGACUUGAAAUAAUGAAUAAAUUAUAUUAGCCGCAUCCUAACAGGCCUUAGGUCUAGAUAUAUUUUUCUCCCCGGAACUUUAUUUCUGCCUAAAUUUGGAGCUGGGUUACAUAGCUUUUGCUAUGUCAUUUCGCAAUUUCAAAUGGAAUUUAGACUAAUCAAACUUUGUUGCUCACCGCCAGCGGCACUCACUGUUUCCUGAUUUUAGGGAUGGCAGCAGUACAUGGGUCAUCAGGGGCACCAUAAUAAUUCCAUUGCUUUAAACCAAGGGCAAGAAGAUGAUAGCACAAAAAUGAAAACAUCAUCACAGAAAUGGGGAUAUUGUUCUCUCUGAAUUGCACUUAAAUCCAGACAUGAUCUUCACUGUAAUAGAUGGGAAUAGGAAUUAAUGUAGAAAGAUCAAGGCAAGGACACUCAGAAGCAAAGCUGUCAUUGUUAGGCCUAGUUUAUUGGAGUAUAUAGUGUAUGUUACUUACACUCUGUCUCUGCUCUCAGAAUCUAAUAAUUUCUACGUAAAAUGGAAGAAAUUAGGUGUGGAACAAGAGCAUUUACUCUGAAUUUUCUUGCUCUUGUUACAUGCUUAGGUGCAAACUUUAUAAUAAAGAGAAGGGGAAAAAUAUAAUAACAGGAAGUUCCACUUAAAAAUGCUUAUGCACUGAUGAGUAUAUUGUUGUGAAACUACAUGUUGUGCUGGUAUGUAAAUAGUGUAUUGAAAUUCCCUACCUUCUGUUUUUGAUUGAAAUGUAAUUUACAUGUGGAAUAUUUUUGCUUUGAUAAAUCAGUUGACCAUCCAUUUAUAAUGGCACUGUCAAAGAGAAAGCAUGUAAAGAAAUUAGAUCAGAAAAGGGAAGCUAAAAGCAUGAGAAAUGUUGGUAAAGCUUUACCACACUGCUUGGUUAGGCAAUCCCUGAGCUUUGCAUAGUAAUGAACUCAUAAGUAGAGCAGGUGUUUCCAUUCCAUGAAAGUUUGUGAGAUAUUGAAAAAUGUUCCUGUCCCGACAGAGGAUGAAAUGUCAAAAUCUUGAAAAAUGUGAACUGAAAGUUUGACCUCAAUAUUUGGUUUGGGUCAGUUGAAAUGCUUCAUUUUGA
Gopherus evgoodei (Goodes thornscrub tortoise) is the source of this 4004-nucleotide messenger RNA. RefSeq lists its product as uncharacterized. The transcript has 4 exons. Bases 25 to 543 code for a protein of 172 amino acids. NCBI's taxonomy places the organism in Eukaryota, Metazoa, Chordata, Testudines, Testudinidae. The record is from RefSeq and is a predicted model, not a curated record.